UGCCGGAGCUAUAGCAUACACAUUCUAAAUUUUCCUUAUUUGGGUCGCCGGAGAAUCAAGAUUCCGGUAGCACAUACUGUUAUGAAUAUAUAAUUUACCUUCAUCGUACUUCGCCGGAAAAUAAAGAUUUGUUAAACGCGCCAUGUAAAGCGGUGAAUGGUGACGAAAAUGGCUAAGGGUAGAAAGCAUACUGCUAGUUGGAGCGAGAGGCUGUUAGGUAGUUACAGUUACGGUAACGGUAACGGCCACGAAAGGAUCGCCGGCGGCGAGUCGGAGCUCGGAGAGGAUGACGUGUGGUCGACGGUUGAUGGGAUGGCGAACGAUCGGAGUGGAGAGUGGAGCCCACGCGCCGGAUCCGAGAGUGGUGGAAGCUUUGAUGGUUUCAGGAGCCGCCGCCACCGCCAGCGGGUCCCACGUACGGAGUAUCACCGCCUCCAGGACCAGGAUGACGGCACAUCUUUGACUUUUGAUGAUUUGGGUGAAACGACGCCGUCUGGGGUCGUCCAUCAGUUUCUCGGGCAACAUGACGGCGUUACGGCGCCGGCGAAUGUACGGCAUCUUUCCACCUCCGUCCCGGUGAACAUCCCCAAUUGGUCAAACUUCAACCGAGUCAACUCGGUUGAGUCCUUUUAUGAUUCUGAUUCUGUUAGUUACGAUCGUGAUUUUGAAAUGGUCCCACCACAUGAAUAUCUGGCACGUGAGUAUGGACGAACAGGGACAAUCGCCGCAAAUUCAAUGUGCGAGGGCGCAGGUAGAACGCUUAAGGGUCGAGACAUGAGUCGAGUACGAGAUGCUGUUUGGAGCCAGACAGGAUUUAAUGGAUAAUAUAAUGGUGGUUGAUGAUAUUUGUUGGAUGUUAUAUGAGGAAUGGAAUUUGAUUGUUGCUACUUGCUAGUAUAUUCUUUUUGUUGGGCAAAUGGUACACUUAAUGAGUCAACCCGGUCGUAGUGCAGCACAUACAAACAUUAUAAUAAUUAUUAUUAAAGCCUCCCAUUGUUUAGGUAUGUAGGUUGAUUGCAAAUUGUACUUCGUUGGACUUUACGAAACAAAAAAAAAAAAUCAUUUUUAUGUUGAA
Molecule: messenger RNA, 1075 nt
Organism: Ipomoea triloba (trilobed morning glory)
Lineage: Eukaryota; Viridiplantae; Streptophyta; Magnoliopsida; Solanales; Convolvulaceae
Exons: 1
Coding region: 157-825 (222 amino acids)
Source: RefSeq, a predicted model, not a curated record